CGUCAACCAGCUCGAUAAUAAACAUCUCCGCACACUUUUCGACUUUCUACAUAUCGCGAAACAUCGGUCUAUUUUCCUGACUGAAGAAAUUGGGCUGUGCCUCAGAGCGAUAGACACCGCCGCCCACUUCAAGGUCGACUGCCCCGCGUCACAUCGAAGGCAAUAAACAACACGCGAAAGAAUCUCAACCUUCAUGUCCCCCAUUCUACUGUGGCCAUGAGUCGAUUUUUGACGGCACGGCAGGCUGAAGUGCUGCACAAAUCCGUCAUCGCCUACCUUGCUAGCAAGAAGUACGAGGGGCUGUUAGAAGAGAAGUGGACGAGCGUUGUCGGAUUACAAAAGAAGGCCACACCAUCCUCCCUUUCUAAACGAAAUCAAGACCCCACGAACUGGCUUCCUUGUCGACCAACACAUGCGCUUCAGGCACAUAGAGAGGCAGUUACAGCCGUUGCAUUCCAUCCUACCUUUUCGUCACUCGCUUCAGGUUCAGAGGAUAGCACUAUCAAAUCUGGGACUGGGAGAAUUCUGCUGGCGUCCUGUUCCAGUGAUCUGACAAUCAAAUUGUGGGAUCCGAGCAACGACUAUGCGAAUAUCCGAACGCUUCCUGGGCAUGACCACUCUGUUUCCGCAGUGCACGUCUCCCCUGCUUACGAUGGGCGGUGGCUCGUGUCAGGGAGUAAUGACCAAACUGCAAUGAUAUGGGAUGCUGUUUCUGGAGAAGCAAAGGCGACUUUGGUAGGCCACGAAAACUUCAUUGAAUGCUGUACGUUCGCACCACCAGCAAGUUACAAGCACUUCGCAACUCUCUUGGGACUGAAGAAGUCCCCACCAGCGAAUAGUUCAGCCGAAUACGGGGCUACUGGAGCUAUAAAGUUAUGGGAUACUCCAGGGACGUUGAUCAAGACCCUCAUAGGUCACGAUAAUUGGGUACGCAGGCUUGUUUUUCAUCCUGGUGGCAAGUAUUUGGUGGGUGUUGCCGAUGACAAGGCCCUACGCUGCUGGGAUCUCUCUCAAGAUGAAAAUUGCGAAGUACAUGCGGAGAAUGGAGGAUCAACUAAUGGAGCCCCAAAAGCUGAUGCUGGCAAACUCAAAAUUCUAUGCAUUAUUGCAACAGGGAGUGUGAAUCAAAACGUUCGAAUCUUCACACCCUAA
Molecule: messenger RNA, 1152 nt
Organism: Hyaloscypha bicolor E
Lineage: Eukaryota; Fungi; Ascomycota; Leotiomycetes; Helotiales; Hyaloscyphaceae
Product: WD40 repeat-like protein
Exons: 8
Coding region: 217-1152 (311 amino acids)
Biological process (GO): nuclear migration; vesicle transport along microtubule; establishment of mitotic spindle orientation
Cellular component (GO): kinetochore; nuclear envelope; microtubule associated complex
Molecular function (GO): microtubule plus-end binding; dynein complex binding
Source: RefSeq, a predicted model, not a curated record